UUUUGUAUUUUUUUCUUCGUUCCAAAAUUGAAAUUGCUCUUAGUUACAUAUAUCAUUUCACGUUGAAAAAAUUAUAUGACAUUAAGAGACAUGAAUCCGGGCGUGUCAUAAACAAGAAAUGUGCAAUGCAAAAAAACAACACCAAAAAAAAAAACAGUUAGUCUUCCGUGAACGUAACGAUAAAUGAGGACAAUAACGUCAGCGUGUCCUCCAUUUAUUUUGAUAUUUGUGCUUAAACGGGCUGACAGGAUAACCCAUCAGAACUUUAACACGAUGGUUAGAUAUCUUGCAGUGACGUUAUUCUUGGUCAGUUUUCUCAACGACAGUCUCGGACAAUGGCCUCUUGGAGCAAGUCUAUUUGCACAGAUGAACCGAAUGCAGCGUGAUCUCGACAGAAUGGUUGCCAAUAUGCGGGCGAAUAUGCGGUCGAUGCAAGUUAACAUGGACACUAACAUGCAUGCAAUUAAUGAGAGAAUGGCUAGACAACGUCAGUAUAUCUUGGGAAACGGCAACCGGAAUGCAUACAUCACCAGGAAUUACGGGACGGGAGGCACGACAUUUUCAACAGAUAACGGCUUGAGAAAUGGCAACCAGAAUGUACACAUCACUGAGAAUUACGGAACGGGAGGCACGACAUUUUCAACAGCUAAUGGCGGGACGGGAUAUGUUUACAAUUCCCCCGACGGAUCUGUCAACAUAUUUUCCUAUAGUUCCGGUCCUCAAUACAGUGGAAGCCUUCACUAUUCUGGUCCUGACGGUACAUACUCUAGAAACUGGUGAUAUGUCAUUUACAUCAUAAUGUAUAUAAACGCAUCAUUCGUAUCUAACUCGCACUAGAGAGCCUGACUUCUCAAGAAUGUCUCUUGGCUCCAUCCGCAUGUUCAACUGACGGUAUUGAGCUAUGGGGCUUGUGCAUACUAGUAUCUUUUAAGACAAAGGAGUCAAAACAAAGGUGUUCUGAUGUUUUAAGCACGUGUGUACUGUUCAAACUAAGCAUUUUGUAGAGACCAUUUAUGUGAUAAAGAGGGCUUCAAGAGAAAGCCCGAUUUCUUUCUCCCUUCAUGGUAUGGAUAUUCACUAAAAGUCGGAACAAGAAAUGAACAUAGUUCCACUUCAUUCCAUCAACAAAAGUUAUCAAGACUUCACAGUUCUACGACAUGAUUAGUAAAGUGGCAUGAAACGUCGCGAAGGGAAGUGUUUUAGAAAGCAGCUUUAUGGGCAUAGGAAUCCGUGAACGAGGGCAAGUAAAUGAAUGCCUUUGACAAAUCUGAUAGAAUACAAGAAGAGACAAUAGCCAGGACAAAAACAGACGAGCGAAGUAAUUUUCAAGGGGCACUAAACAACUUCUUCAUCUAGAAAUCGUUACUGAAUUGUUCACUCUUAUUUAAUAUUAAAUCUGAAAGAAUUCAUUUUAGAUACAUGUUCUGUGCGACAAUUUCAUUUGACACAAAGAGGAAGUCUAAACAUGAAUUAUUUAUACUUAGCAUUUUAAACCAUUAACAGAGUUAGCUUUUUGUAAACACUUGUCAGUGACACGUUUAUUAUGCUAAUGGUCAAUAUAACUGAGACUGUAAGAUUUGUGAAGUACAAAAUAUUGGUAAACCAUCGACCAGCUACGCAAAAACGAAACCACUUUUAUGUGGAAAGAGUCUUUUUGGGUUUAUUGUGUUUUUAUAUUGCAAUAAUUGUGUUGUUCAGUUUGCCAAUGCAUUGCGAUAACUCACAAAGAAAACAAGGUAAAAGAAAGCCUCAACUUCGGGCUUUUUUGUUGUUUUCAAACAAAUAUCCUAUUGUAAAACCGGCCCGUCAAGACGGAUCGGAAUAAGAACUUCCAUUAAAGUGGCUUGUCUCAUUUAAUCAUAACUUUACUUGUUUUAAAGUAAUUCAUUUAUAUUUUGAGCCGUGCCAUGAGAAA
This is a messenger RNA of Mercenaria mercenaria, 1915 nucleotides long. RefSeq lists its product as uncharacterized. NCBI's taxonomy places the organism in Eukaryota, Metazoa, Mollusca, Bivalvia, Venerida, Veneridae. The transcript is spliced from 4 exons. Bases 184 to 780 code for a protein of 198 amino acids. The record is from RefSeq and is a predicted model, not a curated record.